Athene cunicularia (burrowing owl) is the source of this 600-nucleotide messenger RNA. Its product is annotated as snaclec 3-like. The record is from RefSeq and is a predicted model, not a curated record. Gene Ontology annotation, molecular function: signaling receptor activity. Lineage: Eukaryota; Metazoa; Chordata; Aves; Strigiformes; Strigidae.
AUGGCCUCUCGUUUUCUGGGUUUGUUUGACCAGGCAGCAAUAUCCAUAGACCAGCACACAGAGCUGUGCAGGGUUAACUUCAGCAGACUUAAUCCUUCACACAAUGUAAUUCCUAACCCACCUUACCUGAACUCAUCUGCAAAAUAGACCUGCCAAAAUCUGUCUCAGAGAGGCUGGGUUACUUACAAAGGUCACUGUUACUCUCAAAAGAGAAUGACAUGGACCCAAGCUGAAAACUGUUGAACUGAAAGGGCAAAAGGUCACAUAACGAGCAUCACCAGUGCAGAUGAGAAUGAAUACCUUUGUAAACUUGCUCAGGGACAGAAGGAAACCCAGUUCUGGAUGGGGGAAAAUUACCAAAAGGGGUCAUCUUUGAAAUGGUAUGAUGGAUCUCUGACAACCUUCAUCCAGAGGCCUCUGUUAUCCCUUUUCAGAGCUGCUGGAGGACUAGUUAACAGCCUGUUUAACAUAAAAAUUUGCCUGACCCUGAAUAUCUCAGGAAGGGGUGAAUGGGACAGAUCUCCCUGCAGCAAGUGGCUACCAUUCAUCUGUGUUUACAAAUCAAAACUGAUGACAUUUAACCUGUCACUGAACCACUGA